CCACGGCCAGGCGCGUGUGCGUCUGACGUCACGCUCUGGCUUGUUUUGGCCGUUUGUUUCGAUAUCCGGCGAUCAAACGCUGUCGAUGUGCUGGAUAUUGUGACUGAGAGGUUCCUGUGUGUGUGCAUGGGUGUUUGUGUGAGCGAGAGAAGGUGGACGGCUCAGGGAGUCUGCGUGUCUUAUCAUGGCUGACGGGUCCAGUGAUGAUGAUGUCAUCCACCUGGCUAGUUUUAAUACCCAUCGUAGUCGAGCUAAAAGAGUUAGGACCAGGACGUCCUACAUAACCAUAUCUUCAUCGUCGGAUUCUGAUGAUGAACCUGUCAGAUUCGUACCAAAUGUCCCCGUCGUGGUCAAGGACGAUGAAGAAGAGGAGGACGUGCGCAUCUUGGAGCCACAGCCCUCACCUCAUCGUGAGCUGAUCCGACCGGCUGCCAAGUGGGGUGCGAGCACUUUCCCAAGCCAGGCAUCUGGAUCCAACAGACAUCCUACCAGCGCACAUGCCCAUCAUCCUCCUGUAGUCACCAUACAUCCUACAUUAGGAAACCAAGCCAUAGGUGUCUUAACCACGGACCAGAAUGCUGUACCCUCGACGUCUAGAGAAAAUGCCUUGCACAGACCUCUAAUGCCUGUUAAGGACUCACUGCCCCUUCCUAAGAACCCUUCAGCCAGUGCACACUCAGUGAAUCAGGCCAAUUCUGUUUUCUCAGCUCCACCCACCGCUGAAUCAGGUCGGUCAGACUUGGGCAACAAAAUUGAAGUGGUCGUCUGGCCGAGAACUGAAAGGACCACAAAAAGGCCUCAGACGCCACAUGAGACUGUGCUAGUAGAGGUCAGACAAGACGAGCGGCCGGCGGCCCCUCUCUCUCCUGCACAUCUCCCUGCUCCUGCUGACAAUGAGAGGCCUGGACCGUCAGCGCCCAGAGAACCUGUCAUACAGCUGACCCCUGAAAGGACAUCCCUCGAUAUGCUGGUGAAAGGGGUGAUGGACCUUUUCCCCGAUGUGCAGGACGCAUAUGUAGCAGAAUUGAUAGAGAGAGGUGACCUGAAAGAUUUAAACGUAAUAUGCAAUCUGUUGUUGGAAAACCCUGAUUAUCCGAAGAAAGCGAACUCCGUUUUGACGCAAAGCAGUGUUCUCCUCGAGACAAAUGAUUCUGAGACGCAGGAAAGUGAAAAUUAUUUUGAUUAUUUCAAACUAAAGACUGUUGGCCCAGAGGUUGUCAUUCAAGCUGCAGACAUGCUGAUGGGUGACUUCAGAAUGUUGAGCUGUCAGGAUAUCAAAUGGGCCCUGAAUUGCCUCAAAGGACACUAUGCAAUUACCCGGAAGGCCUUAUUCGAAGCCCUUAAGAAGUGGCAAGAGAACUCUACUGACCCCUCAGGAAAGAAGAAGAGAAGGAGAGAGCCAAAUGAGCGCGCGUUCAUAGACUUCAAGUUUGAGCAGGGUUCUUUUAAACUGGAGAGAAAGAUGUACUUUCUGGAGAAGAAUCGCAGAUGGAGCCGUGGAAAUGAGACUACACUGGAGCCGUCGCUCGUGAAAGAGCUGCAGUUCUACGAGCAGAAAGCCAAGGAAAUGGCUGAGCACGAAGAUUUCCUGUUGGCUUUGCAAGUGAAUGAGGAGCAGUAUCAAAAGGACGGGCAGUUGAUUGAGUGUGGCUGCUGCUGUGGGGAGUUUGCCUUUGAGGAGAUGACCCAGUGCACAGAUGGCCAUUUGUUCUGCAAGGAGUGUCUGGUGAAAUAUGCCCAGGAGGCAGUGUUCGGCUCGGGAAGAUCGGAGUUGAGUUGUAUGGAUGGGAACUGCACCUGUUCGUUCCCUACCAGUGAGCUGGAGAAGGUUUUACCGGAAAACAUUCUGUGCAAAUACUACGAGAGACAGGCAGAGGAGGCCGUAGCAGCCACCUGUGCUGAUGAACUGGUCAGAUGUCCAUUUUGUAACUUCCCGGCACUGUUGGAUAAAGACAUUUCUCUGUUCAGUUGCCCAAACCCACGCUGCAGAAAGGAGAGUUGCAGGAAGUGCCAUGUGGUGUGGAAGGAGCACGCGGGAAAGACCUGCGAGCAGGUGCUGGAGAGGGACGAGAUCCGGCUACGGGUGGCUUUUGAGGAGAAGAUGACGGCUGCCCGUGUCAGGAAGUGCCACAAGUGUGCCACAGGCCUGGUGAAGUCGGAGGGCUGCAACCGGAUGUCGUGUCGCUGCGGCGCCUUCAUGUGCUACCUCUGCCGGGAGCCCAUCAACGGCUACAACCACUUCUGCCAGCACGCUCGCUCGCCCGGUGCCCCCUGCCGGCACUGCAAGAAGUGCUCGCUGUGGACCGACCCCACGCAAGACGACGAGCGAAUCAUUCAGGAGAUUCAGAAAGAAGGUGAAGCGGAGUUAAACAAGAAGACCAAUCAGUCAGAAAACACAGGGAAAAGAGUGGGACCUCCUCCUGAGCCCAUUCCGGCGAAGCGCCCUCGGGUUGCACCGCAGGUCCCGAACGCAGCUCCUCAAGCCGUGCGCGCCCCGCUGCUCAUCCCCCAGGUCAUGCUGCGGCCGCAGCGCGUUUUCCUUCAGCCCAUUCCAGCCCCCUUCGUGCCCCCGCUGCCCAACCUCCCUCCGGUGAACUACAACCCACGUAACCUGAACUUUGACUUCAAUAUGCCUAUGCACUAUGGACCACCGCAUCGCUUCUUCAGACAUCUUUGAGGACACCACGGUACAGAGAGCCACGCAUUCGAACUACUAAAAAAAAAAAAAUAAUCCAGGCUUCUGUGUCUUAACUGUUAGGCCUCGCUGUUUUUUUCUACGUAUUUUGUAAUGGGACCUAAACUGAUUUUUUUGGCGCGUUUUCAGGAUGCCUGUUGGAUUUGCUUCUUUGUUGAAAGGCAUUUUUUUGAACAGCGUACAGAGUGAAUAAUAUGAACACCUGUUAGUUUUCAGUUCAAUAAAACAAAGAACUUGAUGGAAAUUUAAACAUUGUUUGUGAAAUCAGUCAAAAUAUGAUGAGGUCAUCAAAAGAAUUUGUUUUUUUCAUCCAGGGUUUUUUGUAUUCAACAUCCUCCUCCUCAUGCAAAUACAUAGAUUAUUAUUUUAGAUGAAUAUUGAUGCCACUUCAGAGCUGUAAAUCAAACUGUAGGACCAGUUUUUGCUACUGAUGUUUACACUGUUCAAACAUUUGGAAUCUGAAAGACAUUGAGUAUUAAGAAAUACAUACUUUUAUUUAGCAAUGAUUCAUUAAAUUGAUCGAGAGUCACAGUAAAGACAAUGUUGCAAAGGAUUUUUAUUUCAAAUAAAUGCUGGUCUUUAAGUUUA
Messenger RNA from Puntigrus tetrazona (Sumatra barb), 3283 nucleotides. It is a transcript of the gene rnf216, whose product is annotated as ring finger protein 216. NCBI's taxonomy places the organism in Eukaryota, Metazoa, Chordata, Actinopteri, Cypriniformes, Cyprinidae. The record is from RefSeq and is a predicted model, not a curated record.